GCGAGAGCGCAAUCGGUCGGAAAUCACUUCACUCUCACAUAGGCUAUCCACAGUAUACACGCGCGCGGUGAGCUGCGGCAAGAGCGCGAGCCCCGGCGUUCUCAGUAACACUGAAUGGUGAACUGGUGAUGAGAGCACGCGCACUGGACACUACCGGACAUAGCCUUGGAAGAUUUUUCUGUUUUCACUUUUACGCACAGACAGUUGUUGACUGAAGGUUGAAGUUUUUGGUGGAUGUUGUCGUGUGGAAUUGGAAGUUUCGGGAUGCUGUGAGCCCGGUCCGGAGUAGCGCUGGUUCGGGGUUUCCUUUCGUGCGCAAAGAGAGGACACUUCUCUCUGAUGUGUAUAUCUACCAUCAGCCAAGUUGCGCGCUCUUAUUUUCUGACGUGACACUUUUCGCUACAGUUCUAGCGGACCCUUCGUGUUAAAAAGAGGAAUUUUAAGGAAAACCAAGAGACCUGACAGCGGAAAAGGGUACUGUUUUUGUAUCGACAGUAUUGCGGUGGUGCUGAAUUUUGGAUUUCCAAAGCGCUUGAUUUGUGGCGUGCAAAGGGAAACGCGGCUCUCUGUCCGACUCCAUCGGUCAAGACUAGCCUACAACUGAGAGGAGUAACUAUCCGUUAAGCAACAGACUGAUGAUGUGCCAGAGUGCCAAUGCAAUGUGGUCACGGUGGAGUGCCAUGCUAGUGUGGAUUUUCCUUCUCCUCUGUUGCUCUGCAAAUGUUGUCAGCACCAUCAUCUACCAGGUGACUGAGGAGCAGCCGCCUAACACACUGAUUGGCAGCUUGGCAUCUGACCAGGGCCUGCCAGACACUGGUCACCUUUACAAGCUUGAGGUGGGCGCUCCUUACCUCCGUGUGGAUGGCAAAACAGGGGAUAUCUACACCACAGAGACCCCGAUCGAUCGUGAGACUCUCAAGGACUGUCGCAACCUUUUCGAGGGCGAUCCUUGUUUCUUAGAAUUUGAGGUAUCUAUUACAGACCUGAUGAAAGGCACAGGACCUCGACUCAUCGAAGGCCGCAUCGAGAUCUUGGAUGAGAAUGACAACACUCCACAGUUCUCUUCACCCGUCUUGACAUUGUCGAUCCCGGAGAACACGCACGUCGGUGCGCUUUUUGCCAUACCUGUGGCCACUGACAAGGAUUCUGGAAGCAAUGGCAUUGCCGAUUAUGCGCUAACAACUGGCCCUGAAGCUGCCAACCUUUUCAGCCUGCAGGUGGCGCAAGACUCAGAUGAGAAAUUGCCACAGCUCAUUGUAUUGGGAAACCUGGAUAGAGAGCAGCGAGAUUCAUAUGACCUCAACAUAAAAGUGGUCGAUGGUGGCUCUCCACCCCGCCAGAGUAGCGCCCUGCUCAGGAUCACCAUUACAGAUGCCAAUGACAACGUGCCCAAAUUUGAGAAGUCACAUUAUGAGGGUGAGCUCCCCGAAAACAGCCCAGUGGGUCAUUCUGUUCUACAAGUGAAGGCCAAUGACUCUGACAUGGGACCCAAUGGAGAGGUGACCUACAGCCUCCACCAGGCAUCACCAAUUGUCCAGAGGCUCCUUAGCAUUGACCGCAACACAGGCACCAUUUUCGUCAAAGGCUUGGUGGAUCGUGAAGAUAUCAGCAUGCUCAAGUUCUACGUCCAAGCUAAAGACAAUGGUCCACAAUCAAAGAGCUCCAAAGCCCUUGUGACUAUUACAGUGAAGGACCUGAAUGACAAUGCACCCUCAAUCAGAAUCCGGGGCAUUGGCCUUGUGACGCAUGAAGAUGGUGUUGCUAACAUAUCGGAGGACAUGCCUGUAGGCACAGCUGUGGCUCUGGUGGAGGUAUCAGAUCGUGAUGAAGGUGAAAAUGCAGUUGUAACCUGUGUGGUGGCAGGGGAUGUCCCAUUCCAGCUGCGUUCAGCUAGUGAAACAGGCAACGACCGCAAGAGGAAAUACUUCCUCCAGACAACCAUGCUGCUGGACUAUGAGCGGAUCAAAGACUACAGGAUUGAAAUUGUGGCAGUGGACUCUGGCAACCCUGCACUAUCCAGCACAAAUUCCCUGAAGGUGCAAGUGACAGACAUGAAUGACAACUCCCCGGUCUUUUCGCCCUCUUUGUAUGAGGUAGAAGUUGCUGAGGAGAACCAGCCAGGUGACAAGGUUCUUGAUGUGGUAGCCACGGAUGCCGACAGUGGGACUAAUGCGGAGCUGACAUACAGUAUUGCUGGUGGAUCAGUCCCCGAGGGGCUAUUUGAAAUUAACCCUAACACAGGAGAAGUGCGUGUCAUGAGCCAGUUGGACCGUGAACAAUUAGAUCACUAUCAAUUUCUAGUCGCAGCAGCUGAUAAAGGUGUACCAAGCUUGAGAGGAACUGCCACUGUUGUUGUUAAGGUGCUCGACAGGAACGACAAUGACCCUAAAUUUAUGCUCAGUGGUUACAGCUUUUCAGUCCAAGAAAACAUGCCACCCCUUAGUCCCGUUGGAAUGGUAACAGUCAACGAUCGUGACGAGGGCAACAAUGCUCAUGUUGAACUCUCUGUAGAACCAGACAAUGGCAAGUUUAUGAUUCAAAAUGGAACGUACACUAUACUUUCGACUAUUUCCUUCGACAGAGAAAAGGAGAGCACCUACAGUUUCCGACUUAAAGCUGUUGACGGAGGUGAUCCACCACGUUCCUCCUAUGUUGGCAUUACCAUUAAUGUUCUUGAUGAGAAUGACAAUUCUCCAUAUGUCACCAAGCCUUCAAACUCUUCAUACAAGUUCUUGGAUCCCCGCACCAGCCCAGAAACCCACGUAGAACGUGUUGAGGCGGAGGACAUGGACAUCGGUUUAAAUUCGGAGCUGGAGUUCAGUAUUGUAGGGGGCAACCCGCAUGGCUUAUUCCGCAUCUCUUCAGAAGGUGAGAUUACGUUGGCUAAAGAGUUCACAUCCAAACACAUUGGUCUCCACCGUCUGGUAGUAAAAGUUAAGGACAAAGGCGCGCCACCACGCCAUACGACCGCACUGGUUCACAUUUAUGUCAAUGAGACCAUCGGCAAUGUCUCCCACGUCGAAGGACUUGUUGGACACAGUCUUUAUACGCCACUUGAAAUGGACAUUGCAGGAGAUCCCGAUUAUUCUCGAGACCAGCAAAGUAGCAUUAUUUUUGCAGUCUUGGGUGGCUUUUGUGUGGUCGUUCUAAUCAUUGCAGUGGCUAUGAUCAUCAGGCAUGUCGUGCUGAAGGAGAAUAAAAGUGGCUACCAGGCAGGCAAGAAGGAGACCAAAGACCUCUAUGCCCCCAAACCAGGACCUAAGAGCAACAAGAACAAGAAGGCAAAGAAAAGCAAAGCUCCAAAGCCUGCCAACCCAUCUGAGGAGGAUGAGGGGGGGAGUCUCCAGAAAGGCCUAAAGUUCAACCUCAUGAAUGAUAGCGUCAACGAUAGCCCUAGGAUUCACCUGCCGCUCAACUAUCCCCCUGGGAGCCCAGACCUGGGGCGACACUAUCGGUCUAAUUCUCCUCUGCCAUCCAUUCAGCUUCAACCUCAGUCACCUUCUGCCUCAAAGAAACACCAGGCAGUGCAGGACCUGCCGGCCACCAACACCUUUGUAGGAACCGGGGACAACAACUCAACAGGCUCAGACCAGUAUUCGGAUUACAGCUACAAGGCCAACUCUUCAAAAUAUAGCACCAAACAGCUCCCACAUCGCCGAGUGACCUUCUCCACAGCCAAUCAGGCGCAAGAUCUGCAGGAUCCCUCUCAGCACAGUUACUACGACAGCGGUCUGGAAGAGUCAGAGACACCCAGCAGUAAGAGUUCUUCAGGGCCCCGUAUCGGGCCCCUUGCCCUACCUGAAGACCACUAUGAACGCACUACCCCAGACGGCAGCAUCGGAGAGAUGGAACACCCCGAGAACGAUCUGAGGCCUCUACCUGAUGUGGCCAUGACGGGAAAAUGCACACACGAGUGUACAGAAUACGGCCACUCGGAUUCCUGCUGGAUGCCUGGACAACCCUCACCCAACCACACCAAGAGUGCCAAGAGCGGGCCCAAGCUCUCCACCUUCGUGCCUUACCAGGAAAGGGAGGGUCAGGAGCGCCUGAUGGCUGACAGCAGCUCUAAGCCUCACGGAGAGGAGCGGAGCGGAGGCGGGAGCAACAAAGUGGCCAGCAUUCGCUUUUUGCCUCCCUACACUAGUGCCUAUUCUACAGGCGGCGACUCCAGCAAGGACUGCCCCAGGGAGGAGAUCCCCCUGAGUCAGACAGCCGAUUACGCCCCUGCCACUACACCCUCCAGCCAAGGCUCCAAAAGAGAAAUCUACCUGUGAUUCACCUGUCGUCCGCCUAGGUUCGAUUCCACAUUUGAUCCAAUUUACUUGUGAUCAGCAAUGCCUGUGAGAGGAU
Messenger RNA from Sinocyclocheilus rhinocerous, 4350 nucleotides. Its product is annotated as protocadherin-1-like. Gene Ontology annotation, biological process: homophilic cell-cell adhesion. NCBI's taxonomy places the organism in Eukaryota, Metazoa, Chordata, Actinopteri, Cypriniformes, Cyprinidae. Gene Ontology annotation, molecular function: calcium ion binding. Gene Ontology annotation, cellular component: plasma membrane. The coding region runs from base 636 to 4274 and encodes 1212 amino acids. The transcript is spliced from 5 exons. The record is from RefSeq and is a predicted model, not a curated record.